CGGGGGCGGCCCCAGCGGAUGAAUGAAGCGGCGCGUGGCUGCCGGGGAGGCCAGAGCGUGGAGCGCUGCGCUGCGCGGCGGCCGGGCCCUCGAGACGGGGACGGACACACCAGCCCCUCGGAUACCACUUGGCCACUCCCGCUGAGGCCACUCCCACUGCGUGGCUGAAGCCUCGAGGUCACCAGGCGGAGGCACGGAGAUGCCCCUGCAUCAGCUGGGGGACAAGCCGCUCACCUUCCCCAGCCCCAACUCAGCCAUGGAAAACGGGCUUGAUCACACCCCGCCCAGCAGGAGGGCAUCCCCGGGCACACCCCUGAGCCCCGGCUCCCUCCGCUCCGCUGCCCAUAGCCCCCUGGACACCAGCAAACAGCCCCUCUGCCAGCUCUGGGCCGAGAAGAGUGGCGCCCGGGGGACCCAUGAGGUGCGGUACGUCUCGGCCGGGCAGAGCGUGGCGUGCGGCUGGUGGGCCUUCGCACCCCCGUGCCUGCAGGUCCUCAACACGCCCAAGGGCAUCCUGUUCUUCCUGUGUGCGGCCGCAUUCCUGCAGGGGAUGACUGUGAAUGGCUUCAUCAACACAGUCAUCACCUCCCUGGAGCGCCGCUAUGACCUGCACAGCUACCAGAGCGGGCUCAUCGCCAGCUCCUACGACAUCGCCGCCUGCCUCUGCCUCACCUUCGUCAGCUACUUCGGGGGCUCAGGGCACAAGCCGCGCUGGCUGGGCUGGGGCGUGCUGCUCAUGGGCAUGGGGUCGCUGGUGUUCGCACUGCCCCACUUCACGGCUGGCCGCUAUGAGGUGGAGUUGGACGCGGGUGUCAGGACGUGCCCUGCCAACCCCAGCGCGGCGUGUGCGGACAGCACCUCGGGCCUGUCCCGCUACCAGCUGGUCUUCAUGCUGGGCCAGUUCCUGCAUGGCGUGGGUGCCACACCCCUCUACACGCUGGGCGUCACCUACCUGGAUGAGAACGUCAAGUCCAGCUGCUCGCCCGUCUACAUUGCCAUCUUCUACACCGCGGCCAUCCUGGGCCCCGCUGCCGGCUACCUGAUCGGAGGUGCCCUGCUGAACAUCUACACGGAAAUGGGCCGACGGACGGAGCUGACCACCGAGAGCCCACUGUGGGUCGGCGCCUGGUGGGUCGGCUUCCUGGGCUCUGGGGCCGCUGCCAUCUUCACCGCCGUUCCCAUCCUUGGUUACCCUCGGCAGCUGCCAGGCUCCCAGCGCUACGCGGUCAUGAGAGCGGCGGAAAUGCACCAGUUGAAGGACAGCAGCCGUGGGGAGGCGAGCAACCCGGACUUUGGGAAAACCAUCAGAGACCUGCCUCUCUCCAUCUGGCUCCUGCUGAAGAACCCCACGUUCAUCCUGCUCUGCCUGGCUGGGGCCACCGAGGCCACACUCAUCACCGGCAUGUCCACGUUCAGCCCCAAGUUCUUGGAGUCCCAGUUCAGCCUGAGUGCCUCAGAAGCUGCCACCUUGUUUGGGUACCUGGUGGUGCCAGCGGGUGGUGGCGGCACCUUCCUGGGCGGCUUCUUUGUGAACAAGCUCAGGCUCCGGGGCUCCGCGGUCAUCAAGUUCUGCCUGUUCUGCACCGUUGUCAGCCUGCUGGGCAUCCUCGUCUUCUCCCUGCACUGCCCCAGUGUGCCCAUGGCGGGCGUCACAGCCAGCUACGGCGGGAGCCUCCUGCCCGAAGGCCACCUGAACCUAACGGCUCCCUGCAACGCUGCCUGCAGCUGCCAGCCAGAACACUACAGCCCUGUGUGCGGCUCGGACGGCCUCAUGUACUUCUCACUGUGCCAUGCAGGGUGCCCUGCAGCCACGGAGACGAAUGUGGACGGCCAGAAGGUGUACCGAGACUGUAGCUGUGUCCCUCAGAAUCUUUCCUCUGGUUUUGGCCAUGCCACUGCAGGGAAAUGCACUUCAACUUGUCAGAGAAAGCCCCUCCUUCUGGUUUUCAUAUUCGUUGUAAUUUUCUUUACAUUCCUCAGCAGCAUUCCUGCACUAACGGCAACUCUACGAUGUGUCCGUGACCCUCAGAGGUCCUUUGCCCUGGGAAUCCAGUGGAUUGUAGUUAGAAUACUAGGGGGCAUCCCGGGGCCCAUCGCCUUCGGCUGGGUGAUCGACAAGGCCUGUCUGCUGUGGCAGGACCAGUGUGGCCAGCAGGGCUCCUGCUUGGUGUACCAGAAUUCGGCCAUGAGCCGCUACAUACUCAUCAUGGGGCUCCUGUACAAGUUUCAGUUACCCGAGGUCAACCACAGUCUGAAUGUAUUAAAUAGGAAAUUCCAGAAGCAAACAGUUCAUAACUUUUAAAGCACGCGCCGUUCUGCACAGUCUGGUGAGAUCUUGAUCUGUCCUGCCCAGGACUCGGAUUCUCCCUUUGUCCAACUUUGGAAGAAGGCAAGGUCAGAAAUUAUUCUGCAGGGAGCUUUGGAGAUAUUGGAUACUAAGGCCCAAGCCCUCUGUGAUACGCCUUUCGCUUUGGCAUAAAAUAACGGUUGACUCUCUGUUAGGCGCGUCUCUGCUCAGGGAGUGGUGGUGUUUGGGGAGGCCCAAAGGCACAUGAGCAUCAGGAAAUUGACCAUUUGACUUCAUAAGACAUAACCUUUGUCCAGCGUGUCCAGGCUAUCCAUGCCACCACCUGUUAAUCACUUAGCAGCCGGUGUGGUUCCCACAUCCCCCAUCACCGUAUCACAGUGCCAUGUUCAAGCCACUCUUAUUUACCUAAUCAUGGCCCCAAAGCACCGGAGCACUCACGCCACCGUUCAGCUCUGCCAAUGGGAAGCCGGAGGCGCCUCCUUCAGCGAGAAGGUGUAGUUCCUUGGCUGGGCUCAGUACCACCCUUAGACUCACGCGUCCACAGGGGUCUCAGUGUCUGCGGAUGAGGGGGCUGCUGUACGUUCCCAGGGAGCCGUCCCCCGACUCUCUCCUUGCUGUGUUGGAUGCAUCCCUUAGCUGGGAGCAGCAGGCUGAGAGCCCUCCACACGCAGCCAUCCCCUGGGCUCAGCACAGCCAGCGGGAGCCGUAUCCAGAGGGUCAGAGUUGGCCUCAGCAGCGCAUGCGUCCAUGUUAAUUGUAGCAGGGGAGCACACAGUGUCUCCUUAUAAACACCCUCGCAUUCCACUUUGUCCUGCACCGAGUCAAAACAGCCUCACUCCCUGAAUGCAGGCUCAGGGCCAUCAGCCAGGCUGACACUCCAGGAGGCACAGUGGGUGUUUCUGGCCCACGCCCAGCGUGGAAAUCAUAGUGGUGCACAUGUACUCUGCGUGGGCGUUGCGGCAGCAUCCGUGCUUGGACCUCACCGCCUUUGGGGCCCACGUGGGAUUCCUGCCACAUCGUCCUCUUGCCCUACAAAGUCGGUGCAGCCCCUCAUUGUUGACAAAGAAACCAAGACCCUGAAGGUUAAGAACUGCCCAUGAUGGUGGCACCGGGGCUUGAACCCCGGCUGUGGUGGUGACCGGCGACUGGCUCUGUGUGAGGUUCCUGUGGCCGCCACGACAAAGGACCGCAAGCGGGGUGGCCUAACAUAGCAGAACCAGAUUCGCUUACAGAUCUGACGCCAGAAGUCAGAAUCAAGGUGGGGGCAGGGCGGGCUCCUUCCGCCGCUCCGGCUCUCUGCGGCUGCAUGUGGCCUUUCCCUCUGUCCCUGCCUCAAGUCUUCCUCUCCUUUCUCUCAUGAGGACACCAGUCAUUGGAUUUGGGGCCCACCUUAGAUCCAGGAUGAUCUCAUCUCAAAUCCUUAAUUACAUCUGCAAAGACCCUAUUUCCAAAAAAGGUCCCAUUCACUGGUGUCUGGCACUGUUCAACCCAUGACAAGCCCCCCAGUCCUGUGCCUCUGUUUUUAGUCAAAGGGUGUGUUUCAUUCCCUCUUUAACAAUAUUGGCGUCUGCUCUACAAACCGGUUAUAUGGGAAAGAUACCCUCUCAGAGCAGGAUGGGUUUCCGUGGACCUGGUGAGGGUGCUGCAGGCUGGGGCAGGGACAGGACUGGGACAGGCCCACCAGUAUCCAAAGGCUCUGGCCGAGCUCCCCACGAGGUCCAGCGGGCUCCUCUCUCCCCAGGUGCUGGGCGUCCUCUUCUUUGCCAUAGCCUGCUUCUUAUACAAGCCCCUGUCGGAGUCUUCAGAUGGCCUGGAAACUUGUCUGCCCAGCCAGUCCUCGGCCCCUGACAGUGCCACAGAUAGCCAGCUCCAGAGCAGCGUCUGACCACCGCCCACGCCCACCCGGCCACGGCGGGCACUCAGCAUUUCCUGAUGACAGAACAGUGCCGUUGGGUGAUGCAAUCACAUGGGAACUUCUAUUUGACCUGCAACCUUCUACUUAACCUGUGGUUUAAAGUCCGCUGUGACCUCCUGUCCCCAGAGCUGUACGGCCCUGCAGUGGGUGGGAGGAACUUGCAUAAAUAUAUAUUUAUGGACACACAGUUUGCAUCAGAACGUGUUUAUAGAAUGCGUUUUAUACCCGAUUGUGUGUGGUGUGCGUGAGGACAAACUCUGCAGGGGCUGUGAAUCCCACUGGGAGGGAGCGGGCCUGCAGCCCGAGGAAGGCUUGUGUGUCCUCAGUUAAAACUGUGCAUAUCGAAAUAUAUUUUGUUAUUUAA
Messenger RNA from Pan troglodytes (chimpanzee), 4587 nucleotides. RefSeq names its product solute carrier organic anion transporter family member 4A1 (gene SLCO4A1). Gene Ontology annotation, biological process: transmembrane transport; sodium-independent organic anion transport. Lineage: Eukaryota; Metazoa; Chordata; Mammalia; Primates; Hominidae. The record is from RefSeq and is a predicted model, not a curated record. Gene Ontology annotation, cellular component: basolateral plasma membrane. The transcript is spliced from 12 exons. The coding region runs from base 200 to 2302 and encodes 700 amino acids. Gene Ontology annotation, molecular function: thyroid hormone transmembrane transporter activity; protein binding.